Folsomia candida is the source of this 2172-nucleotide messenger RNA. Its product is annotated as zinc finger and BTB domain-containing protein 41. The record is from RefSeq and is a predicted model, not a curated record. The transcript has 9 exons. Bases 85 to 2082 code for a protein of 665 amino acids. Lineage: Eukaryota; Metazoa; Arthropoda; Collembola; Entomobryomorpha; Isotomidae.
UUGCACACUUUCGUGGGAAUCUGGCUCAGCUGUUUGUCGGUUAUUUUAUUUUUCACAUCGUGUUUCCAUUCGAGUACAACAAUUAUGACGACAAUAGCAUGUGAUAAUUGUUGUUCCGCCAACAACCCGUCAAAUUUAGUGGGAUCAAUUUUGCUACAUAAUUCCGAAGGAGAACAUGACGGAGCCACAAUUUCUAUUUCGGACGGACUUUCCUCCCUAUUUUCUUACUGGGUGGGUGCAACAGCACCAGAUAAACUUGGUCGACUCCAAUUUUGUCCCGGAUGCGCCCACAUAUUUCGGAAACUUCACAAAAUUUCGCUACAGUUUCAAAAUUUGACUAAGAUGGAGAGCCAGGUCGCUAAAAGUUUGGCGCAGUUGAGGAGGCAGGGUCAAAAAAUCACAAAAAUUAUUCCCCCACCACCUCCUCCCCGCACUUUUAAUGGGCAACAACAACAGGUCAGGCGCUCUUUAAGGAAUCAAAAUAGCAAGGAAACAGUCCAGCCGGUCGCAAAGGAGAAAAGGACACAAAAAAUUGACAAGCGCCACGUCCGUGGCCAGAAGGAGGGUGACAUUUCAUUUAAAAUUAAGGAGGAGGAGGAAGAUAUAUGUUUCGUCCAGCUGUGUGAAGAUGGACCGUCGGAUUCUCUAGUUUUUGAGGAAGUUAUGGGCGAAACGAAUGAUAUUGAAAUGGACAACGACGCCCAGCUCGAGUCUCCUUCUAAUCAGUCCGAGCACGAUGUGAGGCAAAUACCUAGCAACAAAAAAUUACUAAAUGAUGACUCAAUCUUUGACGAACCAGACGACGUACAAAACAUGUCGGAUGACGAAUCCUCCAAUUACUCUCCAGACUCUGGAGACGAUUCGGAUGCCGAACCUACCAAUCCGCUCACGUGUUCAAUUUGUUCUCAAAAAUUCGCCACCGUCGAAACAAAAAGUCGCCAUGUUCGACUCCAACACGACGACACCUUCACUCGCAUACCGUGUCCGGCGGAUGAUUGUGAUCUCGCUUUUAAGAGAUUUGACCACUUGAGGAAUCACUUAAAAAGAAAACAUCCUGACGUAUCUUUCCCAAAACUUAGGAAGACUGGGGACAAUGCCUCGCCGAGCAAAAUCCCAUGUCCUGUCCCCACCUGCGACAAAACUUACUCACGCAACGACCACCUCAACAUCCACAUCCGGGCGGCACAUCCAGACGUUCCGGUGGAAUCAAGGAAAAAAGCGGCGAAAAAGUCGAAGCGUAACGAGAAAGAAAAAGAUAACUCUCCACCUUGCCCUGACGACGACGGGAUAUUCGACCCUCUCAAGUGUUCUGUUUGUUUUAAAAAAUUCAGCUCGGUUGAAACAACAGAUCGCCAUUUUCGACAUCAACACGACGAAACCUUUAUUCCUUUAUUGUGUCCGUCGGAUAAUUGUGACCUCACGUUUAAGAGGAGGGACCACUUAAAGCGUCACUUGGAUAAGACACAUCCUGACUUUGUCCCACCGAAGGCCGAACCCUUCCCCCCUGCCGAUUCGGACUCUGCCCCCAAUCCGCUCAAGUGCUCCAUUUGUUUCAAAAAAUUCGGCACCGUUGACACAAAAGAGCGUCAUUUUCGACACAUGCACGACGAAACCUUUACCCGUUUACCAUGUCCCGCUGAUAACUGUGACCUCUCCUUCAAGAGGAGGGAUCACCUACACCGUCACUUAAGAAGGAAACAUCCUACCGUCCCUUUUUUCACCAUGGGCAGCAGGAGCCGACCCGUCCGGAAGGACGAUUUAGAACACAUUGGUGACAGAAUCCCGUGUCCGGUCGCCACCUGUGAGAAAACUUACUCACGCACGGACCACCUCAACAUCCACAUUCGGAAAACCCAUCCUGACACACCGCUAAUAAAGGGGUCAAAGAAAGGGAAAAAAUACGGAUCAAAAGUCCCGGAAAUAAAACCAUGUCCGGUUUGUGAGAAAGAGAUCAAAUCCUCCAGGAUGAAGGAGCACAUGGAAACGCACGCGAGCGAGAAAACCCACCUGUGCAACACGUGCGGAAAACUCUUCCGGACCAUGAAAUCCCUUCGCCAUCAUUUGAAGACGUGUGUCAAGUAACUGACGAUGAUGUGUAACAUAAUCUGACAUCAUAUUUGAAUAAAAGAAGUGUUGAAUAAAACUAAAUAAAACAUAUUUAAAAAACCUUUA